This is a messenger RNA of Cutaneotrichosporon oleaginosum, 861 nucleotides long. RefSeq lists its product as uncharacterized. Gene Ontology annotation, cellular component: membrane; mitochondrion. NCBI's taxonomy places the organism in Eukaryota, Fungi, Basidiomycota, Tremellomycetes, Trichosporonales, Trichosporonaceae. Gene Ontology annotation, molecular function: cardiolipin synthase (CMP-forming) activity. The record is from RefSeq and is a predicted model, not a curated record. Gene Ontology annotation, biological process: cardiolipin biosynthetic process.
GUUUCCGCGCGAUGUCGACGGUGCCGCGCCUCUCGACGGCUGUGUGGGGAAGGCAACGACCGCAAGGGACUCCACGGCUGGCGCUGACACGGUUUUUGUCGUCAUCGGCUGCGCGCCGCGUUCCUAUUCUUCCCUCCGAGAAACCGGGGAAGAAGAACGAGCAGGUCGAACUGCACGAGUCGCCGUAUACGCUGCCGAAUGCACUCACGAUCGCCCGCAUUGCUGCUUGCCCUUUCCUUGCAUGGUCAAUCGUCAAGGGUGACUUUGAGGUUGCAACAGCCAUCCUGGUCACGUCGGGCCUCACUGACUGGCUUGAUGGAUACCUCGCGCGCAAAUGGAACCAGAAGACGGUGCUGGGCUCAAUUAUUGACCCAAUGGCCGACAAGACGCUGGUGACCACCCUCGUCGUUUGCCUCACGUACAAAGGGCUGCUUCCUUUGCCGCUCGCCAUCAUCAUCUUUGGACGCGACUUUUUGCUGUCCAUGUGGGCAUUCUACCUGCGCUACCAGAGCCUUCCGCCGCCCCGAACCCUCAAGCGCUACUUUGACCCCACGAUGCCAUCCGCUGAGGUGAAGCCGACGCAGAUCUCCAAGAUCAACACGGCGCUCCAGCUAUCUCUUAUGGGACUGACGACUGUGGCCCCUGUCCUCGCUGGAGCCGGACAUCCCAUCGACGUCUACCUCGAGGGACUGCAGUGGAUUGUGGCGGGCACGACAAUCUGGAGUGGGCUGAGCUAUGUCGGUGCCUCUGGGUAUAAGUUCCUCAAGCAGCCGGGCAAGAAGUAGAGCAUUAUACAUCACAACAAUAGCAUGGACAUCAGUACAUCAGGUGGGGUGCACGGCAUGCACGGGAUGACCCGGU